GCUUGUACUGCCCGCGAGCACGGGCUCCCGCUCUCUUGGCCUCGCCUCUUGUAGCCUGGCCUGCCCGCCUCCGGAGCCUUCUUUGCCCACGGAUGGGCUUGGGAAGUAGGGAGGAGCGAGCCGGAGCCCGCGCCGGGCGCGCCUCGCUGUUGUUUGACUUGGCGCCCGCAGUCAGGGCGCAGCGCGCCGGCUGCAGGAGCGCGGAUGCACCCCGGAGCCGUGGGCUGGCAGGUCUCGGGUCCUGAGGCUGCUGGCAGACUAUGGGUACAACAGCCAGCACAGCUCAGCAUUCUGUCUCGGCGGCUGCCCCUUUCGAGGGCCUCCAGAGUGGUGGCACGAUGGAAGGACGGCACUCACUCAGCGUCCACUCCUUCCAGACCACAGGCUUGCACAACAAUAAGGCCAAGUCGAUCAUCCCCAACAAGGUGGCCCCUGUCGUGAUCACAUACAACUGCAAGGAGGAGUUCCAGAUUCAUGAUGAGCUGCUCAAGGCCCAUUACACCCUGGGCCGGCUCUCUGAUGCCACCCCCGAGCACUAUCUGGUGCAGGGACGCUACUUCCUGGUGCGGGAUGUUGCUGAGAAAAUGGACAUGCUGGGCACAGUGAAAAGCUGUGGGGCCCCCAACUUCCGGCAGGUGCGGGCCGGGCUCACCGUGUUUGGCAUGGGACAGCCCAGUCUCUCAGGGUUCAGGCGAGUCCUUCAGAAACUCCAGAAGGAUGGGCACAGGGAAUGCAUCAUCUUCUGUGUGCGGGAGGAGCCCGUGCUGUUUCUGCACGCCGAGGAGGACUUUGUGCCCUACACCCCUCGAGAUAAGCAGAACCUUCGAGAAAACCUUCAGGGUCUUGGAUCUGGAGGCGGGGUGGAGAGCUUGGAGCUGGCCAUCAGGAAGGAGAUCCACGAUUUUGCCCAGCUGAGCGAGAACUCAUACUAUGUGUACCACAACACCGAGGACCUGAGAGGCGAGCCCCAUGCUGUGACCAUCCGGGGUGAGGAUGAUGUGCACGUGACCCAGGAGGUGUAUAAACGACCCCUCUUCCUGCAGCCCAAUUACAGGUACUACCGCCUGCCUCUGCCAGAGCAAGGAGCCCCCCUGGAAGCCCAGUUUGAUGCCUUUGUCAAUGUCCUCCGGGAGACCCCCAGCUUGUUGCUGCUCCGAGACUCCCAUGGGCCUCCUCCUGCUCUCCUCUUCAGCUGCCAGACGGGUGUGGGCAGGACCAACCUGGGUAUGGUCCUGGGCACCCUCAUCCUGUUUCACCACAGUGGGACUGCCUCGAGACCAGAGGCUGUCUCCCCACAGACCAAGCCACUCCCCAUGGAACAACUCCUGGUGAUCCAGAACUUUCUACACAUGGUGCCCCAGGGGAGGAAGAUAAUGGAGGAGGUGGACAGAGCCAUCACCGCCUGUGCAGAGUUGCAAGACCUGAAGGAAGUGGUCUUGGAAAACCAGAGGAAGCUGGACGGCGUCGGGCCAGGCAGCCCAGGGCAGGGAAGUAACGGCCAGAAUGGUGUCCAGCAGAGGGCGCUGCAGAGUCUGGAGCGAUAUUUCUACCUGAUGCUGUUUAACUAUUAUCUCCAUGAGCAGUACCCGCUGGCUUUUGCCCUCAGUUUCAGCCGCUGGCUGUGUGCCCACCCUGAGCUGUACCGUCUGCCUGUGACACUGACCUCAGUUGGGCCUGUGGUCCCCCGGGACCUCAUCGCCCAGGGCUCCCUGAAGGUGGAUGAUCUCGUCUCCCCAGACACACUCGGCACCCUUAGAGAGAUGGAUGUGGCGAACUUCCGGCGGGUACCCCGCAUGCCCAUCUAUGGCACGGCCCAGCCCAGUGCCAAGGCCCUGGGGAAUAUCCUGGCCUACCUGACGGACGCUAAGAGGAAGCUUCGGCACAUUGUGUGGGUGAACCUGAGGGAGGAGGCCGUGCUGGAGUGUGAUGGGCACAGCCACAGCCUGCGGCCCCCUGGGCCCCCCCUGACCCCUGACCGGCUGGAGAACCUGGAGACCCAGCUGAAGGCCCACCUGAGCAUGCCAGGCACAGAGGGCCCCCGCGCCCACAAGUUCCAGACAUGCCUCACACCGCAGGAGGUCUUCAGCCAGCACCGUGGGGCCUGUCCUGGCCUCACCUACCACCGCAUCCCGCUGCCAGACUUUUGUGCCCCCUGUGAAGAGGACUUUGACCGGCUGCUGGCGGCUCUGCGGGCUGCGCUGGCCAAGGACUCAGGCACCGGCUUUGUGUUCAGCUGCCUCAGCGGCCGGGGCCGGACCACCACCGCCAUGGUGGUGGCUGUGCUCACCUGCUGGCACAUCCAGGGCUUCCCCGAGGUGGGCGAGGAGGAGCUGGUGAGCGUGCCUGAUGCCAAGUUCACCAAAGGCGAAUUCGAGGUGGUGAUGAAGGUGGUGCAGCUGCUGCCCGAUGGACACCGCGUGAAGAAGGAGGUGGACGCGGCACUGGACACUGUCAGCGAGACCAUGACGCCCAUGCAUUACCACCUGCGGGAAAUCAUCAUCUGUACCUAUCGCCAGGCGAAGGCAGCCAAAGUGGAGCAGGAGGCCCAGCGACUGCAUCUGCGAAGUCUGCAGUACCUGGAGCGCUAUGUCUUCCUGGUGCUUCUCAAUGCUUACCUCCACCUGGAGAAGGCCCAGUCUUGGCAGAGGCCCUUCAGCACCUGGAUGCGGGAGGUGGCAUCGAAGGCCGGAGUUUACGAGAACCUCAACCAGCUGGGCUUCGCUGAGCUGGAGAGCGCGCAGGACCAGCCCUUCUCCAGGCUGCGCUGCCGGUGGCAGGAGCAGAGCCACAGCCCCGAGUCCUCCACCUCAGGGGACUUCCUAUAGGAGGAGCCCCUGGGCCCGGCUCCUCCUGGGCUGGGGUGCCCCCCACCCCGCUCUUCCCCGGGGGUGGUCCUGAGGAGGAUUCCUAGCUUCCCAGAGGGGCUGGGUGGGGACCUCUUUUAUGAAAGAGCUUUUUGUGGGACACUUGGCACAGUCACUCCUUGUAAAUGACUCGGCCUCCAGGAAGAGAGUGCGUGAGAGAGACGCACACAUGCCUUGCAGAUGGGCUCUCUGGGCUGACCUUAGCGCCUUCAGGAGCUCACCCCAGAUUGCCAGCCAUGCCCCCUGCCACUUCCCUCCUCCUCUGUCCCUGUGCAGCAGCUCUGACAGCCUGGUGCAGGGCAGGCUGAAGGUCGUUUCCUUGCCUUUCUGUCCCUCAAUGCUGGGCGCCCCGGCUUCCCCCUUUUGCUGUCUGAGCACUGCCCCUGGGCCUUGGCCCCCUGGGGAGUGGAUGCAGAUUGGUGGGGGUGCCUUGUUACUUUCAAGGCAGCUUUAUCCAAUUUCCUGCCUCUCAGGCUCCAACUCUGGGUUGGGGACUUCUGUGUGGAUAAUGUGGCCUGCUGGAGGCCCCUCCUCCUUUCUUCCUCUCACCCUGCCCCGGUGCUGGUAGGACUGUGGAGGUUUCCACAGAGCCAGGGACAUCAAGAAGCCCCUCUCAGGAGGAGCGAGCUUCCAGAAAGUGGAUGCAAUCCUGUGGAAGAGGUCUGCUCCACUUGUGUGAGAGCCUGGGUGUGGCGUGCUGAGGGAGACAGGCUCCACCAGGGAGCCUCCUUCCUGCCCACCAGCCCCAGAUGGCUCUGUACCCCCACCCGCUGCGAGCAGGACCCCCAAGGACUGCCAGAUGACUCUCAGUGAACAGUGGGGUGUGGACGCAGGACAGUACAGGGGUCACGUGGAUUCCAGACCACUCUUGCUGAGCACCCUUGAGUUGCCUUCCAGGUGGGGGCCGGGGGAAAGAAGCGGCAUGCACCGUGGAGGUAGAGGCUGACCAGCUCUUGUGGACAGUGAGAGGCGCCCCGGAGAGGCGGGAGAGGCAGUGUUGAGCUGAGCCGUGCACCUCUUCCUCCAGGGCCCCGUGACUGUGAAAACUCAGGUCCUGAACAGUGGGGGAUUGCACCCUCCCAGUCUGGUUUGUGGGGCUGGGAGGUUGUUCUGUGGCUAACUUGUGCAGAGAAGCAGGUGAUGGUGUUACUGGUCAUGAUGUUUAGAGAGGGGACGUCUACAUUGUCUAGGAAAGUGUUUGACCAUCUUGUCUGAAUUCUUUUGCAAAACUACUGUAUGUCAUCUCUUCACUACCUUUUCAGAUUUACUGUUGGUAUUGUUUUUAUUUUUGCAUGUAUUAAAAAGUUUUAAUUUCUUUGCAGACAAGGAUGGGGGGCCAGAGACCUGGAUGGGGGGCCAGAGGCCAGGGCUGAACUGGGAGGGGGCCUUCGUGUUCUCAUGGUUGGCCCUGCAUUUCAGCUGUGCUGGGAACACUGACUGGUCACGGCACCUCUCUGCCUCAGUUUCCCCAUCUGUAAAAUGGGAGAAUAAUACUUGCCUACCUACCUCACAGGGGUGUUGUGAGGAUUCAUUUGUGAUUUUUUUUUUGUACAGAGCUUUUGAGAAUUAAAA
Molecule: messenger RNA, 4436 nt
Organism: Condylura cristata (star-nosed mole)
Lineage: Eukaryota; Metazoa; Chordata; Mammalia; Eulipotyphla; Talpidae
Gene: PALD1
Product: phosphatase domain containing, paladin 1
Exons: 20
Coding region: 261-2825 (854 amino acids)
Source: RefSeq, a predicted model, not a curated record